CAAUGGAAAAACGUUGUUCGGGUCUGGAAUUUGGAUGCUGGCAAUUCUUUUUCCUUUACUUGACUUCCUUUUUUGGACGAUGACCAGUAUGGAUAGCGCUUGAUUAGCCCUCCUUGGUAUGCCAUCAUCGACUUUACUUGAACACUUCCACAGGCUCCAAACACAUUCUCAAUAUUCACUUUCCGUAGCCGAUAUUGCUUUAACCUGUGCGGUACCAUUGACUAGAGCACUGCCUUGCAGCAACAUUACAUCAACUGUGGAGUCGUGUGCGGGGGCUACUUGACGUAUUAUACUCGAACCGCAGUUGUUCGACUACUUCCUAGUCUCAGCGGUGUACCAUGUUUGACGAAAGUCAACCACCCUCUCCGAACCAGCCAGUUGUGGCGUUAGCACCUCUGGAGCCCGAAUGGCAGCCAAUCUUCCAGGCCUCUAAUCAGAUCGUGUUGUACAAUCCAACGUCGCAUGCUCUAUCUAUAACCAAGUCCUCUGGCCCACUGGAUUUCUCAGGCUCGUCAUUGUGUCCCUGCUGUCAUCGUCCUCUUCCCAAUGGAUUCGACAGAAAUGGCUCUUCCGACAUUCGGUCCGAUUCUGGAUCGCAUUCUCGAGCAUCAAACUACUUUCAGCUUCUUGCUGCUGCAAAUCAGACGUCCUCGAGGCCAUCCAGUCCCCCUCUUACGAGUGGCAGUGGCAGCCGACAUGGUGCUUUCCCUCCAGAAACCAUGGCAGAAGGCUACUUCAAGGCCUUUUUUCAGGAGGAGUAUCGAUUAGGAAUGGGAGCAAAUGGAAGUGUAUAUCUCUGCCAGCAUGUCCUUGAUGGAGAACCACUUGGUCAUUUCGCUGUCAAGAAAAUCGCGAUAGGAGAGUCCCACUCUUACCUGCUCAACAUACUGCGCGAGAUUCGACUUCUCGAGUCUCUCCACCAUCGCAAUAUAGUAACAUAUCAUCACGCAUGGCUAGAAACUUAUCAGUUCUCCGCCUUUGGGCCGAAGGUGCCUACCCUACACGUUCUCAUGCAAUGGGCGGAAGGAGGAAGUUUGGAUGAUUUCAUUGCCCUUCGCCUGGGACGUUCAAUCGGACUACCGCACAUGCAAUCCUCUUCAUCGCCUGCCCCUGACGAUCCGACUCCAUCUGCACGCAUCCGUGCAUUUCGUGCCAUGAAGCGUGCCCCACCAGAGGAACGCGAGCGAUUACGCCGGGAAAUGGAGGAAAGAACCAAUAGCCGCGGGAAUCGUCCCUCAUGGAAAGCCGUUCAUCUCAUCAGUGCAGAGGAAGCGCAAAGUUUGUUUGCCGACGUGACACAUGGAUUAGCCUUCUUGCACGAUAAAUCCAUUCUUCAUUUGGACCUCAAACCUGGUAACGUGCUACUGACUUGGGACGAAGGAAGACUCAUUCCUCGAGCAAUGUUAUCGGAUUUUGGGACCUCCCGAGAUAUGGUACGGUCGAGUGGCGUUCGAUCGGGCAAUACGGGAACUCUUGAAUACGCUUCGCCGGAGUCCCUUCCGUCGCCUCUCACUGGACUUCUCCGACAGAUUGACUCAAAGUCUGACAUGUGGUCUCUUGGGAUGAUCCUGCACAAAAUGCUUUUCUUUAAGUUACCCUACCACUACGCAACGGAAGGAGAAGCCACUGCAUACGAUGAAGCCGACAAGAUGGACAAGCUAGAGCAGGAAAUUUUGGGCUAUACUGGAUUCCGAUCAACGUCUGCACUUGUAACAUCUUUCGAGUCCCGCCGUCUCCCGCGUUCGUUCCUGAUAUUGCUCGAGGGCCUCUUGAGCAUCAAUCCCUCUUUGAGACCCUCGUGCGAGCGCAUCGUGAGCGCCAUACGAGAAGGACGAUUUGAUCCUGUAACACUAUUCAUCCCCCCUUCCAACAAGUCUCUUAUCCCACUGCGACGAAAACCUGACGAGUCUGAGGUCGUUCAGAACCAAUACACCCCUGAUACUUCCCCGGCGCCUACAAAACACAAGCAUGAAGAAGUUACUGAGACGUUGGAUAGAAAAAGUCCCAUGCUCCGUCUCCCCUCUCCACUUCCCGAUCGUCGGGCUCACUCGGUGGACUUGAUCAUAGACUAUCUUACUUUCCUACGCUGGCGAUCACCGAAGAUUGCUUGGGUUGGUACGCUCAAAUCGUGCAUUUUCGCUGCGAAGACAUUGUCGGCAGUAUCUAUGUGGCCCUCCCGCCCGGUCCUCCUCGCCACCGUGGGACUUCUUGCCAUUCUAGAUACGAUGUUUGAUGGUCUCGAAGCUUCUUUGGUGCUUGGAGGGCUACACGUGGUGUUAAUUCGGUGGUGCUAAAUUGGACUCUGAUGCAUUGAUGACCCUCGAGUUACUUGAUUAUGAUGUAGGUGGUAUUGCCACUUGCAAUAUUACGCGCCGCAGUUAGGUUCCAGGAGCUACUGUUUGAUGACAACGUCCAAAAUUACUGUAUAAUGUCGCACUGUUGUAUGCACCAUUGCUAUAUGAGCACUGUUUUACAUGCAGGCUAGCG
This is a messenger RNA of Suillus subaureus, 2487 nucleotides long. Its product is annotated as kinase-like domain-containing protein. Gene Ontology annotation, biological process: protein phosphorylation. Bases 339 to 2294 code for a protein of 651 amino acids. Lineage: Eukaryota; Fungi; Basidiomycota; Agaricomycetes; Boletales; Suillaceae. The transcript has 13 exons. The record is from RefSeq and is a predicted model, not a curated record. Gene Ontology annotation, molecular function: protein kinase activity; ATP binding.